Neltuma alba is the source of this 465-nucleotide messenger RNA. RefSeq lists its product as uncharacterized. The transcript has a single exon. Lineage: Eukaryota; Viridiplantae; Streptophyta; Magnoliopsida; Fabales; Fabaceae. The record is from RefSeq and is a predicted model, not a curated record. The coding region runs from base 1 to 465 and encodes 154 amino acids.
AUGGACUUUGCCUUGGAGACUGACAGGACUCCUAAACCAGCUGAUGACUCAGUUGAUAAGGACUACUAUGAACAUUGGGAGAAAACCAAUUGCGUUGCUCUCCUGAUCAUUAAAACGAUGAUUGCAAGGGGCAUUCGGGGAGCAAUCCCUAAAUGCGAAACUGCUAAAGAAUACCUGGAAGCUGUCAAUAAACAGUUUAAACUGACGGACAAGCAGAUAGGAGGUACCAUCAUGUCAGAGCUAUGUGCUAUGAAGCUCAUAGGUAUUGGUGGAAUCAGGCAGCAUAUUAUAAAAAUGAGAGAUCUAUCCUCUCAACUGAAAGCCUUCGAGAUAGAACCAACUGAGCAAUUUCUAGUGCAAUUAAUCCUGAACUCCCUUCCUCUACAAUUUGAUACCUUUAAGGUGUCUUACAACACACAUAAGGAAAAAUGGUCAGUAGAUGAACUACUGUCCAUGUGUGUGUAA